AUGUCUACAUCAUCAGAAGUGACAUCUCCAUCUCCAAUAGACAACAAAUACACCACCUCCACUACCAACAACAACAAUGACAACCACCCACAAACGCAAUCAACAGUGCUGUCAUCAGAACAAUCAGUGGUAACACCAUUCUUAGUUAAACAUAUUAGUGAUCAAAAUCAAAUACCUAGAGAUAAUUUUCAUAAAUAUUGUUAUCGUCAUAAUCCAGAUGUAACAUGUAAUAAACUAACAGAUGAAGUUAAAAUGAAACAUAUUCAAAAUCAAUUGGAAAAACUUCCAAGAAGAGAUCAAGAAGCAAUAAGUCAUGUAUGGUCAAUAUUUUGUGCUGCACCAAUGCAUCAUCGUGAAUUAAUAUUACAAGGUUUAUUAAGUCAAUGUUGUUUCCCUCAAUUAUCUUUCUUAUCUCAAGAAAUAUCUUCAUUAAUUAGAAUAGAUUUUAUUUCUGCAUUACCUCAAGAAAUUUCCCUUAAAAUAUUAUGUUAUUUGGAUUGUAAUUCAUUAUGUAAUGCUGCUCAAGUUUCUAAAAAAUGGAAAUCUUUAGCUGAUGAUGAUAGAGUAUGGCAUCAUAUGUGUGAACAACAUAUUGAUAGAAAAUGUCCUAAUUGUGGUUGGGGAUUACCUUUAAUGCAUAUGAAACGGGCAAGAGAAAUGUAUGAUGAAGAUGAUUUAAAACCAGCAAAGAGAAGAUAUUCCGUAGUGGCCGAUGAUGAUGAUGCCGCUGCUGAUUCAAAUAAAAGAAUAAAAUCAGAACUGACAUCUCCAAAAACCACCAAGGUUGUACCAGUAGUGAGGAAGCGUCCUUGGAAAGCAGUUUAUUCAGAACGGUUCAAAUUAGAAAAGAAUUGGAGAAAGGGAAUAUAUACAGUCAAACAAUUUGUAGGACAUACUGAUGGAGUUACAUGUCUACAAUUUAAUAGAAAAUACUUAAUGACUGGAUCCUAUGAUACCACUGUCAAAAUUUGGAGAGUGGAUACUGGAGAAUGUCUUAAAACUUUAACUGGCCACACAAAGGGUGUUAGAUCCCUUGUAUUUGAUAAUCAAAAAUUAAUUACCGGUGGAUUAGAUUCAACUAUAAAAGUAUGGAAUUAUCAUACUGGUACAUGUAUAGCCACCUAUCGUGGUCAUGAUGAUGCAGUUGUUUCAGUUGAUUUCUCAAAUAAAUCAAUUGUAUCCGGUUCUGCCGAUCAUACCGUUCGUGUAUGGCAUGUUGAUUCAAGAACUUGUUAUACUUUAAGAGGCCACACUGAUUGGGUUAAUUGUGUCAAAAUACAUCUGCCUUCAAAUACAAUCUUUAGUGCUAGUGAUGAUACUACAAUUAGAAUGUGGGAUAUGGCAACUAAUGAAUGUUUACGGAUAUUUGGAGGUCCAGAAAAUAAUGGUCAUAUUGGACAAGUUCAAUGUGUAAUUCCAUUCACUUAUAAAGAACAAUUAGUUGAAGAUGAAGUUGAAGAUGAAAGUGAACCUGAAACCCAUUCCCAUCCUCAUCAACAUCCAUUACCUCAUAAUCAACCUCCUCCAUUACAACAACAACCACCCGCCAAUCAUACUUUGAAUUCAACUGCUGAAUUACCCGUGAAUGGUCCUACUCAUUUAUUAACCUCUUCAUUGGAUAAUACGAUCAAAUUAUGGGAUAUCAAGACAGGGAAAUGUAUUAGAACUCAAUUUGGACAUAUUGAAGGGGUUUGGUCAAUUAAUUCAGAUACAUUUAGAAUUAUAAGUGGGGCUCAUGAUAGAUUGAUCAAAGUAUGGGAUUUACAAAAUGGGAAAUGUUUACAUACUUUUGGUAAUGAUUCUAGUGUAAGUUGUGUUGGAUUAAGUGAUUCUAAAUUUGCUGCUGGGUUAGAGAGUGGGGUUGUUAAGAUGUAUAGUUUCGAAUAG
Messenger RNA from Hemisphaericaspora subhashii, 1887 nucleotides. Its product is annotated as ubiquitin-binding SDF ubiquitin ligase complex subunit. Bases 1 to 1887 code for a protein of 628 amino acids. Gene Ontology annotation, molecular function: protein binding. The transcript has a single exon. The record is from RefSeq and is a predicted model, not a curated record. Lineage: Eukaryota; Fungi; Ascomycota; Pichiomycetes; Serinales; Debaryomycetaceae.